This is a messenger RNA of Clupea harengus (Atlantic herring), 4287 nucleotides long. It is a transcript of the gene slc11a2, whose product is annotated as solute carrier family 11 member 2. Gene Ontology annotation, cellular component: endosome membrane; lysosomal membrane; plasma membrane. Gene Ontology annotation, biological process: iron ion transmembrane transport; manganese ion transport. Gene Ontology annotation, molecular function: manganese ion transmembrane transporter activity; iron ion transmembrane transporter activity; cadmium ion transmembrane transporter activity. NCBI's taxonomy places the organism in Eukaryota, Metazoa, Chordata, Actinopteri, Clupeiformes, Clupeidae. The record is from RefSeq and is a predicted model, not a curated record.
UAUGCAUACGUGUGUGUGUGUGUGUGUGUGUGUGUGUGUGUGUGUGUGUGUGGGUGCGAGCGUGCGCGCACACUGACCCUCUCACCCUCUGGUCUGAGUAAGAACUGAAAAUAGGAAGUCUAUUGACACACACACACUCGCACACUUAGGGUAUAAAGGCCACUCCAAGGCUAGCCAUAAACCUAAGGCUUUGGAGAACAGAACAGAACAGACAUGACAGGGCAGAAGGAUACAUUGGGGGAACACGCCACACUCAAGGACCCCUCUCAGGAGAAUGGGGUCAUCCAGACACAGUACAGCGCCAUCUCCCCCCCGGCCUCCCCCGUGGCGCAGGACGAGCCCUUCUCCACCUACUUUGAGGAGAGGGUGCCCAUUCCUGAUGAUGCCGAUCAGUUUUUCAGUUUCCGGAAGCUCUGGGCCUUCACGGGGCCCGGUUUCCUGAUGAGCAUAGCCUACCUGGACCCAGGGAACAUCGAGUCAGACCUGCAGUCUGGAGCUAAAGCUGGUUUUAAGCUCCUGUGGGUUCUUCUGGGAGCCACCAUUAUUGGUCUGUUGCUGCAGCGCUUGGCAGCUCGCCUUGGUGUUGUCACAGGGAUGCACCUGGCAGAAGUCUGCAACCGGCAGUACCCCACAGUCCCCCGCAUCAUCCUGUGGUUGAUGGUGGAGCUGGCCAUCAUCGGCUCAGACAUGCAAGAGGUCAUCGGCUGUGCCAUCGCCUUCAACCUGCUCUCUGUUGGCAGGAUACCUCUGUGGGCCGGUGUUCUCAUCACCAUCAUCGACACGUUCGUGUUCCUGUUUCUCGAUAAAUAUGGCUUGAGGAAACUAGAAGCCUUUUUUGGAACCCUCAUCACCGUCAUGGCCAUCAGCUUUGGAUAUGAGUACGUGAUGGUCGCGCCCAACCAGGGCGAGCUUCUGAAGGGCAUGUUCCUCCCGUACUGUGCUGGCUGCGGCCCACCUCAGCUGGAGCAGGCCGUGGGCAUCGUUGGCGCCGUUAUAAUGCCUCAUAACAUCUACCUGCACUCUGCUCUUGUCAAGUCGAGGGAUGUGGAUCGCAACAACAAGAAGGAGGUGAAGGAAGCCAACAAGUACUUCUUCAUCGAGUCCACCGUCGCUCUCUUCUUGUCUUUUCUCAUCAACGUUUUUGUUGUGGCCGUUUUCGCCCAGGCGUUUUACGGCAAGACGAACAAUGAAGUGAGCCUGAAGUGCAAUGAGACAGGGAGCCCUCACACGGACCUCUUCCCUUCCAACAACGACACGCUUGUGGUGGACAUCUACAAAGGGGGGGUGGUCCUGGGUUGUUUCUUUGGCCCGGCUGCCCUGUACAUCUGGGCCAUAGGGAUCCUCGCUGCUGGGCAGAGCUCCACUAUGACGGGGACCUACUCAGGCCAGUUUGUCAUGGAGGGUUUCCUUAACCUGAGCUGGUCUCGUUUCGCCCGGGUUUUGCUGACGCGAUCCAUCGCCAUCGUCCCCACACUGCUGGUUGCCAUCUUUCAGGACGUGCACCGCUUGACGGGCAUGAACGACUUCCUCAACGUGCUGCAGAGCAUGCAGCUGCCGUUUGCAUUGAUCCCCAUCCUGACCUUCACCAGCCUUCACUCCAUCAUGAAUGACUUUGCCAAUGGACUAUUUUGGAAGAUUGGCGGCGGCGUGGUCAUCCUGGUGGUGUGUGCCAUCAACAGUUACUUUGUGAUUGUGUAUGUCUCGGCACUCAACAGUGUCCCCCUCUACGUCCUCUCAGCCAUAUUCUCCAUCGCAUACCUGGGCUUCGUAGGCUACCUGUCGUGGCUGUGUCUGAUUGCUCUGGGUGUUACAUGUCUGGAUUUCGGCAGCAGGCUGGCCAUCCCUGUAGCACAGGAUGUUUACUCAAUGGGGUUAUCGGGACACACAGACCUCUACCUGCUGACUGACAUGGACAGUGAUGGGCUGAUGGAUCGGUAGAGGGACCAAGGAGAGGUGGCGGAGGUCAAGGGGCUGCAGGGUUAUGACUGCGUGUUUGAAAGUGGACUGGAUGGUGGGACCAGCUGAUCCUUACACUAGGCCAGUAUACAAUGCCUUGUCCACAUACAUGCCCCAAAGUAUCCCAAGUGACCUUUGCUUACUCUAGAAUAGAGGAGUUUCUCUCUUCCACAUGUGGAACAUUCCGGAAGGCAGAAAAUUGUAGUUAUGACAGUCAGUCAUCCGUGUUAUUUUUUUGUUCUGUUUGGUGCAUCCUACACAUGGCAUUCCAAGACAACAUUAUGACUGAUACAUCAAUGUUUAUCAAAUUGAUAUUCUCUUGAUGGACUCUUAAAAAUGAACUAUUAAUACUCAAGCUCCCGCUAAGAAGGAGUCAGCCAUGAACCUUUUCUUUAACUUUGUUGCACCAACAAAUAAUUAGAUUCUCAGGAUUCUCAACAAUAGAUGUACAGUUUAGAUCUAGUCAUGGAUUUGGAGUGAAUUUUUUUCAAACACAUAGAAAGUUUGAGCAUAGUGAAAGCUACCCUGACUCUUACUCUCCACAGAAGGCCUUUUCUUUUUAAUGUCUGUUACACUAAGAAAACAGACAGCUUGAGAGGGCCAAUAAAUGCAAUUUACAGUUGCAUUUAUCGGUCAGAGUCCCUGAAGCCAAGGUUUUCAGUGACUGGUGAAAAAUAAAUUAAAGGACUCCGGUAUUUUGUUUUAAACCUGGGCCCUAUUUUCCUAUCUUUUGGGUCCAAAUUUUUACUAGGGACAAAAAUGAUCAAAGUCGCUCCAUAAUUAGAACGCUAUAACCUAUGGGGCAAGCAUCUGUGCCAAAGUAAACUGCUUGUUUUCGCCACGGACAGGCUCAUGAUGUUAUAAGUGUCUGACAACAUGGAAAGGAUCCCUACAAAGAUAGACGUGUGUCUGUUUACCUCAAUAACUGUUUAGAAACUGUAGAAAAAGACUGUUUCUACCGUCAUUAGUUCUUCCGGUCUGGUCUGGAAGAAGGGAGAGGUAAACUAAUGACUGUGGAAACUGUCAUUUUCAACAGUUACUGGAGUUCUCCUUUAACUGGUCAGAAUAUUCUGGUGAAAUUCCAGUAAUUUUAUGGCCUCAUAGUGGGUCCGUGUCUUCUGCCUCAGAAUCUGUUUACCUUCUGUAUGAAAGCACUUUGGCAUCCUUCUUAUGAUUGGUCACAAAGACUUCGUAGUAGCUGGAAAAUCGUAAAUUAUUUAUUUAUGACCGAAUAUUUAUGACAACAUAUUCUUGAUAUAGAACACGUUUUACUCAUAUUUAAAUAUGAACUCAAUACGUUUUAAUGAGUUGCCAGCACUACAGCAUGGUUCUGUAGAAGGGAUGUGAAGACACUGAGGAUAAUUUUAAUUGGAGAUCUUUUAGAAAAUAAUUUUUGAUGGAAUUUGUUUCCUUUGUGAAAUGAAUAAUCUGAGAAUGUUUUGUUUUCAUUUUAUGAUAGUGGUUUUGGCCUGUAGACAAAAUGAUGAGCAGUUCCCAGAUUUGCCAUGGCCAGCAUGGCCCUUCCACGAUGCUACGGAAAUGGUUGUGGAAAUAGAAUUUCACUUCACACGUGAUCUUGGCAACUCAAUGGCCUGAACAUUUGCUGAUGACUUUUCACUUGAACCAUUAACACUGUGUGAGUGCUGUUCUCCAUUUAUGCAUUCAAUCACAAAUAGAUACAAGACUUUUAAAUGUAAACACACAAAUUGGAUUAAAUUCUGUGCGGGUGCUACUCUGAUCCAACUUAGUCAGAAACAGGAAUUUCAGGUGAUUCUUGAGUGUCAUCUGGCCCAUCCUGCUAUUGCAGUAUGUCUCCUGUUCAUUUCACAUCACAACUGAGAGCUAACACCUUUAUUACUUUAUAAUCAUGGACUCUUGUUUGUUAUGAUUAUGUAUUGAUGCAAGCAGUCAUCUUCAAAAAUGCUACUUGGUUGAGAUGUCAAACUAGGGCAUUAAACACUACACCGUAACACAGUGCUAGAGUAUCAAUCAUCACUGGGAUUGAGGGACUAUUCAUGAGGGUGCCAAAAUGGAUUACGUGUUAUGUCAAUAAUUAGUGAAGUAAUUACUUGUACAUUUUCCAGAUUUAUUGUAACAUGUAAAUUAUUGGAAAGCCUACUUGCUGGAAUUGAUGAAUGCUGUAUGUUUUUUAAUUGUAAUAUUAGAGCAUUGAUAAGAGUUUCUAACUGUUUGUAUCAUGUUUUUCCCACAAACAAGAACCAAAGUGUACAGUUUUCAACUCUAUUACUUUAUUAAUACAAUUUUGUAUAUUUUCUUUUUUAUUGCGAAAAUAAAUCAUGGCAAACAAAUAAAAAAUAUUUCUACAAAAAA